AGAAAGCAGUCGUUUAUAGAAAAUAAAAAACGAACCCAAAAAAAUGGCGAGCACUCUCUUGGCAGCUCCUUGCUUUCUGUCUCUGCAAAAUAGAGAAGUGGGUGGAUUUUUGAGGAGCUUCAGGAGCCCAAAUUAUGACAAAGUGAAGUAUAACCAAGGUUUACUGAGAACAAGAAAUAGUGGCACCAGUGGUGGUGGCUCCCUUGUUGUGGCCUCAGUGUUUGGAAGGAAAGUCAAGAGCACACAGACUGUGAUACCCGAGCCAGAUUACCGAAUUCCAAUUGUUCUACUAGGUCUAUCUGGUGGGUUAGCUUAUACAAAUAAUCUUUUACCAGCUGCGCCCAUCGGUCUCCUUGGAUUACUCCUAUUGUUUCAGACUACUAGAGUCAGAUUUGUCUUUGAUGACGAGGCACUGGAAGUAAAAGUAGGAGAGCAGCUUCAGAAUUCAGGUGAAAAUGUCUUCGUGGGUGGAAAAAAUCGUUGGAAAUACUCAACGUUUGUGAAUUGGGAGCUUUGGUGGCCAAAUUUCCCUAUUCUGGUGUAUUUUAAGGAGAGGCAAACAAAGCCUGAAGGACAAGUUCACUUCUUUCCUGUGAUAUUUAAUGGGAAGCAACUUUAUGAUGUGUUGUUGGAGAGAGCUGGUCCUUCCCAAACCAGUGGGCCAAAAGAUACUUGAAGGCAGGGGCAUUGUGGUUACAACUAUUCAAUUCUGCUAUCUGAUAGCAAAGAUGUUAUCUUCUGAGGUAUGAAAAAAAAAACAUCAAUAACUAGAAUGCUACUUUAUAUAUGUUUUUCACAUGAGGCAGCCCUUGCUUUGGCAUUGUUCCACUGGAGGGGUUCUAAAUUUUGGAAUUUUCUAUAUUUUUUCAGGCGACAUUUUUUUUCAGUCAACUUAUCUGUGCUGUAUUCUUUUGAACAUUCUAUUCUAUGUGAUGUAUAAUACUACCAAUUUUAUACAUGGAAGUCAAGUCAGAGAUCAAAAGUAUAAAAAA
Molecule: messenger RNA, 992 nt
Organism: Prunus mume (Japanese apricot)
Lineage: Eukaryota; Viridiplantae; Streptophyta; Magnoliopsida; Rosales; Rosaceae
Source: RefSeq, a predicted model, not a curated record